Molecule: messenger RNA, 1793 nt
Organism: Solenopsis invicta (red fire ant)
Lineage: Eukaryota; Metazoa; Arthropoda; Insecta; Hymenoptera; Formicidae
Product: innexin inx2
Exons: 5
Coding region: 495-1589 (364 amino acids)
Biological process (GO): phototransduction
Cellular component (GO): gap junction; plasma membrane
Molecular function (GO): gap junction channel activity
Source: RefSeq, a predicted model, not a curated record
AGAGAGAGAAGGAGCUACGUUCAAGAUUUACGAGUCUGCUCGUUGGUUAAGCGCGGACCAAUUAGGCGAAUGCAGUUUUCGGCACCUUCAUUCUCGUCGAUGAUUUACGCAUAAUUUGUCGUCGCCCGUCGUUUUAGCGCGUCGUUCGUAAUUUCGAAUUUCGACACGAUCCUCCGUCUUACGAAAUUCCGCCGCGACGCGACGCGACGCGACGCGACGCGACGCAUAAUUCGAUUUACGUUUCGUUUCAUUUUCCGUUUCAUUUACGUCAUUUCCUCGCGUAUCGAUUUAAGCGUCAUUUGCGCGCACACAGUCGCGAAAAGCUUGUCUCUCGUCCGUCCGGUCCCGCGCGAUAAAUUCCUUGACGAAUUUAGAGCGAACGAGCGACGGACGCUCGGGACGCUGCGAGCGCUUUCUUUCGCAAUGCGCCCUGGAAUUUUCUCUAUUGUGCUUUGUUUCGAUGCCCGAGACAGACAAAAGAACACGCGAUAACCAUGCUGGACCUCUUCGCACCUAUUAAAUGCCUCCUGCAGGAAGAAUCCGUUCGCGUCGACAAUGUCGUCUUCAGGCUGCACUCGCGCGUCACCGUUCUCCUGCUGCUCGUUUGCACGAUCCUCGUAACUGCCAAGCAGUACAUCGGCGAACCGAUUUCUUGCAUGACCGAUGCGUCCAUCGACAGAGAACCCGUAAACGCGUAUUGCUGGAUCUACAGCACGUUCACGGUAUCCCGACACCUGAAAGGUACUCCUGGACGGGGUGUAGCGAGUGCUGGUGUAGGACAGGCGCUUCCAGGUGACGAAGCCCGUCAUCAUCGAUAUUAUCAAUGGGUCUGCUUCGUUCUUGGCUUACAAGCCAUCUUUUUUUACGUGCCGCGCGCGUUAUGGGGCAUCUGGGAGAGAGACACCAUAGGCCUUCUCUCGCGUGAUCUCGCGUCUCCCUUCUUGAGAGACGUCUGGACCGAGGAGAGGAAGCAGCAGCUCGUCGAGUAUUUCACCAAGACGAAUCUGCACGAUCACAACUUCUACGCCAUGCGCUUCUUCGUGUGCGAGCUCUUGAACUUCUUAAAUUCGAUAGGACAGAUAUAUCUGUUGGAUAUAUUUCUGGAGGGACAGUUUAGGCGGUACGGGCCCCUGGUAAGCGCAUUUCUCGCGGAGGAAAAACCUUACGACAGGAUCGACCCCAUGGCGAGAUUGUUUCCGAAGGUGACCAAGUGCACGAUUCACACAUUCGGGCCCGCGGGUUCCGUGCAAACUCACGACGCUCUGUGCGUACUUCCGCUAAACGUGGUGAACGAAAAGAUCUUCGUCGUUCUCUGGUUCUGGCUGGUCUUUCUCGCGAGUGUCGGUUGCCUGGCGGUAAUUUAUAGGAUCGUAAUUUUCUCUCAACCUUGGGCGAGAAUAUAUCUUUUACGAGGUACAGUUCGCAGGCUCGAAAAAUUAAAGGCCGAGCGCAUCGUACGAGUAUUCCAUUUCGGUGAUUGGUUUCUGUUGCAUCAACUCGCGCAGAACGUCAAUCCUGUCGUGUACAUGGAGCUGGUUAACGAGAUAGCGAGAGCCUUUACGACCAAGAGUUUCGCGGACUUCAUUUAGAUCUCCUCAACCUCGCCUAAGUAGCAUUACGCGGAAUUCAAUUUACGAAGCUCAAAAUGUUCUUAUAAGAUAUAAACGUUCGAUGGGUAUUUUGGUAUCAGAUAUCUCCUAAUAAAACAAAGAUAAAUGUUUAAAAAAAAAUGUACUGUAUAAUUUCAAUAAAAGCGAUUAAAAUCUUGUAAACAAAAUUCUUGAAAAAUUUAU